Trypanosoma rangeli is the source of this 447-nucleotide messenger RNA. Its product is annotated as ubiquitin-conjugating enzyme E2. Gene Ontology annotation, cellular component: nucleus. The record is from RefSeq and is a predicted model, not a curated record. Bases 1 to 447 code for a protein of 148 amino acids. Gene Ontology annotation, molecular function: ubiquitin conjugating enzyme activity. The transcript has a single exon. NCBI's taxonomy places the organism in Eukaryota, Euglenozoa, Kinetoplastea, Trypanosomatida, Trypanosomatidae. Gene Ontology annotation, biological process: protein polyubiquitination.
AUGGCGCUUCGACGCAUCCAAAAGGAGCUGAAAGAUCUUGAACGCGAUCCCCCAGCAAACACCAGUGGCGGCCCCAUCAGCGAGAAUGACCUGUUUAACUGGAAGGCGACCAUCAUAGGGCCAGAGGACUCGCCGUACGCCGGUGGGCUCUUCUUUCUUAAUAUCCAUUUUCCCUCUGACUACCCGUUCAAGCCGCCGAAGCUGCAGUUUACGACGAAGAUUUACCACCCGAACAUCAACAACAACGGCGGCAUCUGCCUCGACAUUCUGAAGGACCAGUGGUCGCCCGCCCUGACCAUCUCAAAGGUGCUGCUCUCAGUCUGCUCGCUGCUGACUGACCCGAACCCCGACGACCCGCUUGUCCCCGACAUUGCCCGACAGUACAAGUCGGACCGCAACGCAUUUAACAAAACAGCGAUGGAUUGGACCCGUCAGUACGCCAUGUAA